AUGACAGGAAACAAAUUUAAGAUAGAAACCACAUCCCAAAGGAUUUCCACUCCACCCCAGCACCAGGCUCGAAAGACCUACCCCAUCCAGCUAGUACGUCGCCAUUUCCUCCAACAUGCGGUCCUUUGGACAAGCUUUCCUAGUCCAGUCGCCUGCAACAAGGCCGACCAUUUACAAUUUACUAACCACAAGGUUGCCAGCGGCCCGGAAUGUCGCCCACCCGUAUCCCAAGGCGCCAUGAUUUCAAUCGCCAAAGCAGUCCUACAUCAUCUGGUUUGGCAGAGCUUGUCCACCAGAUCCCUGACGACGUUGCGAUUCCGCAGAAGACGUGUCGCUGCCAGCCGCUCUAGCCGCGCCAGCCCACCUCACAUUCAAGCGGCUAUUUUCAAUCCGAUGGUCAACCUCCCAACCCCCUUCUCCAUCAACGAAAUUCUACUUACGCUGAUGACAAAGGUCCAUAUCCACCCCGUCUCAUUAAUCGUAGCCAAUGAGACCAUGUCCAUGGUACACAUUGACGUAACUCCUCUCAGGAGGUCUGGAGAACAUGAGGUCACCAUCGCGCAUGAAGAGCUGCAUAUCUCCUUGCCCGUAAGUAUCGUAGAGUUUCAAGUCCGCAAUACCUUGAUUCAUCAUUGCAUUUUGGGUGCCGUUAAAGAUGUUCGGCAUAAUGCUUUGCUCAUUGCGCGCGAUGCGGGGUGUUGGAUGCCGCUCGGUGUAGGUGUGGAGAACUUGUUAAGUCUUGUGAGCUUUGAUCCCGUGGAUGAAGUCUCAGGCUCUCUGCGUCUUCUUGGCAAUUUCUUUCACGUCCGCGAAUACUUCACUCUCAACUUGAUAGCAAAACUCAUGACUGCUACGAUAUACAACGUUUCUAAUAUGAUGGCUACCUCCCAGCAAACGCGCAAUGCCCAGGUCAUCGUACGUUUGUCAAUCAAAUUUCAUUCGACGAUGCUUACUCCACAGUCAUACAUCAGUCAUUGCGGAAUUCAUGUGCUUUUGUCGCUAUAUAUCGUCUCCUCUGAGGCCAUGAACUGCGAAGAAACUUUCAAUUCAGAUUUCUCGUACCCAAACAUUGAUUAUCAAAAUCCGUUUGCCGACAGCCUUGUUCUUUUCUCAUGUACGCAUCAACCCCCAACAUCACCUACCCUCACAAAUCCUUGCUUUGCACUAGCAAGAUAUUUCUCUUAA
Molecule: messenger RNA, 1185 nt
Organism: Lindgomyces ingoldianus
Lineage: Eukaryota; Fungi; Ascomycota; Dothideomycetes; Pleosporales; Lindgomycetaceae
Exons: 9
Coding region: 1-1185 (394 amino acids)
Source: RefSeq, a predicted model, not a curated record